This is a messenger RNA of Rosa chinensis, 693 nucleotides long. RefSeq names its product protein BIC2. Gene Ontology annotation, biological process: blue light signaling pathway. The transcript has a single exon. Lineage: Eukaryota; Viridiplantae; Streptophyta; Magnoliopsida; Rosales; Rosaceae. The record is from RefSeq and is a predicted model, not a curated record. Bases 84 to 488 code for a protein of 134 amino acids.
AUAUAUUCUUCUUCCUACACAACCAGCCAUAGCAACAACUCAACCAAGCUUGUUAACAACCCCACUAACUCGAGCAAGCCAAUAUGAAGAGAACCCACUACUCGUUGAUGGAGGAAAAACCCAACAGCAAUGUUAACAACACCACCAACCAGAUCAAGGUUCCUGCAUUCUCUGGGAAAAGAAGCAAACACUGCGGCGGCGGAGGCCACAACGAGCUUGUAGGGUUACAUAACAUGUCUGCGGCAGACAUGAGCUCGGGAAGCGAGAGGCUGAAGAAACACCGGGAGGAGGUUGCCGGGCAUGUGACGAUACCGGAUUCGUGGGGGCAGGAGGAGCUGCUCAAGGAGUGGAUCGAUUACUCUCCGUUUGAUGCGUUGCUGGUUCCGACAGGGCUCAGCUCGGCUCGUGAAGCACUUGCUAGGGAAGGACGUCGUCGAGCAAGUAAUAAUAAUGCUCAAGGAGUCAUCAGGAUAGAGAGUAGGUGUUGAAGAUUUUUGCAUUUCUAUUGAUAUUCAGAUAGUAAAUCAAAAUCUUCGUUUUAGGUUUGAUUUAUCUGGUAACUCGGUCAUAGUAAUUCUCUCUAGAUAUCAUUACCAGUACAUGGUACGGUGCAAGAUAUAAAUGUAUAUUUAAUUAAUAAUAAUGAAAAACAAAGAUUGAUUGCACUGAUCCAUGAAAUUAUUUCAUGGAUAA